This is a messenger RNA of Epithele typhae, 762 nucleotides long. Its product is annotated as heterokaryon incompatibility protein-domain-containing protein. The transcript is spliced from 2 exons. The coding region runs from base 1 to 762 and encodes 253 amino acids. NCBI's taxonomy places the organism in Eukaryota, Fungi, Basidiomycota, Agaricomycetes, Polyporales, Epitheliaceae. The record is from RefSeq and is a predicted model, not a curated record.
AUGUGGCUCAUUGACACGGAACACCAUUCCCUUCGCAAGUUCGAUAAACCCCCCUCACGAUACGCCAUCCUGUCUCAUGUCUGGACGUCCAACGAGCAAGACUUUCAGUUCGUCAUCGAACGGCACAAUCGCUCUCGCCUCGCCUCCAAGAUCAUCGAAUGCUGUCGACAUGCCAAACUCCGCGGUCUCGAGUGGGUCUGGAUCGACACCUGCUGCAUCGACAAAACCAACAGCGUCGAGCUCUCCGAGGCCAUCAACUCUAUGUUCAAGUGGUAUGCCGGCGCCGACGUCUGCUUCGCCUACCUCUCCGAUGCCCCAGCCGACGAAGACCCGACCGCAAUCGACUCCAAGCUCAGGCUCAGCGUCUGGUUCACCCGCGGCUGGACGCUGCAGGAGCUCAUAGCGCCCAAGAACGUCGUUUUCUUCUCCCACGACUGGACGAUGCUCGGCACAAAGGACCUACUCGCCAAAGUACUCGAAGACAUCACUCGCAUCGACAUCGACGUCCUCAGGCUCCAAGCACCCCUAUCCUCCGUCUCCGUGGCGAAGCGCAUGUCCUGGGCGUCUUCUCGAGUCACCACCCGUGUCGAAGACGCCGCGUACUGCCUCAUGGGAAUCUUCGACAUCAACAUGCCGACCAUCUACGGCGAAGGUUCGCGGGCGUUUCGUCGACUGCAGGAGGAGAUCAUGAGGACGUCACCCGACCAGACACUUUUUACUUGGGGACCCUCGCUGUCUCACACUCGUCGCUUCCCACCCUGA